Molecule: messenger RNA, 708 nt
Organism: Scedosporium apiospermum
Lineage: Eukaryota; Fungi; Ascomycota; Sordariomycetes; Microascales; Microascaceae
Product: putative ubiquitin carboxyl-terminal hydrolase protein
Exons: 2
Coding region: 1-708 (235 amino acids)
Biological process (GO): ubiquitin-dependent protein catabolic process; protein deubiquitination
Cellular component (GO): cytoplasm
Molecular function (GO): cysteine-type deubiquitinase activity
Source: RefSeq, a predicted model, not a curated record
AUGUCUACGAAUUUGAAUACCCCGGUCAUUAAAAAGUACCGCAAGCACUUUAUCCCCUUGGAGUCGAACCCCGACGUCUUCAACCAAUUGAUCCGCCUUCUGGGAGCACCCGAGUCUCUCGUCUUUGAAGACGUGUUCACGCUAGACGAACCGGAGUUCCUCCCGCACCCAGCAUUGGCCCUGAUCUUAAUAUUUCCCACGGCGGAAAACUACGAGGAGCAAAGGGCAGCUGAAGAUGCUAGCCAUGAAGACAGCAGUUCAAGUAGGCCUGGCGAGGAAGUAGUUUGGUUCAAGCAGACCAUCAAUAACGCAUGCGGUCUCUACGCAAUACUCCAUGCUCUAAGCAAUGGAGAGGCACGAGGCCUGAUCGGGUUGCAGCCGCAUCAGCAGGCCCUCGUCUUGGAGGAGUCUGAGGAGCUCGAGAGGGUCUAUAAUGUAGUAGCCAUCCAGGGAGAUUCAGCAGUGCCGGACAACCCGGAAGAUGAGGUCGACUUCCACUACGUAGGUUUCGUUAAAUCGGGUGUAGAUGGUCGGCUCUACGAGCUAGACGGUGAUCGCAAGGGUCCCAUUGAUAGGGGAGCGGUGCUUGGGGCUGGCGAUGAUGUCCUUGGCGAGGGCGGCUUGACGGUGAUUCGAGAAUAUAUAAAGAAAGAAGAGGGAAAUGCUGGAUUUGGGUUGAUGGCGUUGGUCCGCCGAGAGGGGCCUUGA